Molecule: messenger RNA, 1251 nt
Organism: Dermacentor silvarum
Lineage: Eukaryota; Metazoa; Arthropoda; Arachnida; Ixodida; Ixodidae
Exons: 1
Coding region: 1-1251 (416 amino acids)
Source: RefSeq, a predicted model, not a curated record
AUGAGGGACUAUCAAGCCAACCGUAUCGCUGUACGUGGAGUUGGUACUGUCCGAGUGCAGUUCAAAGAUUUUGACGGCCUAUUGCGCCUGGUCAUUGUCAAGGGCGGGCGCCCAAGUCUUCUCGGGCUGGAUUGGUUUCCGGCAUUCGGUAUCAAUAUCACGGGAGUGCAACGCAUCGAUCAGCAACCAUCCUCACUUGAUAACAUAUUCCGGGACUUUGCCUCUAUGUUCGACGGGACGCUGGGCUGCUACAAGGGACCGCCCGUGCAGCUUGCACUUAACCCUGAGGUUGUGCCUAUCCGCCUGAAGGCAAGGGUUCCUUUCGCACUGCGACCAAAAAUCGACGCCAAACUGGACAAACUGAUACAGCAAGGAAUCCUAGAGCCGGUUGACCACGCUUGUUGGGAAACCCCUAUUGUUACGCCACUGAAGGCAAAUGGGGACGUCUGCAUCUGUGCAGACUACAAGUGCACCAUCAACAAAGCCUUGCAGCAGCAGCAGUCGUAUCCGGUACCAGCUGUCAACCACCUGCUGGCAUCCCUCUCUGGUGGAACUGUCUUUGCGAAGCUAGACUUUGCACAGGCCUACCAACAGCUCCCAGUGACAGAUGAAUCUGCAGAGGCACAGACCAUUGUGACGCAUCGGGGUGCUUUUUGCGUUCAACGAUUACAAUUCGGUGUCAGCGUCGCACCUGGCAUCUUCCAGAGUUUAAUGGAAAACCUACUGCGCGGACUACCAGGCGUCAUUCCAUAUUUUGAUGAUGUCCUCAUUUCAGGUGCAUCACCCCAGGAAUUGCUUAGUCGCCUUCGAGAGGUCCUUCAGCGGUUCCAAGAUGCAGGGCUUAAGGUCAAGGAGGAGAAAUGCCAGCUAGGAGUGACUCAAGUGGAAUUUUUGGGUUUCCGAGUCGAUGCUGAGGGAAUCCACCCCACACUGGCCAAGACGCAAGCCAUCCUUAAUGCACCGUGGCCGUUGAACAGAGCCAAGCUAGAGGCCUUGCUGGGUCUUCUCAAUUUCUAUCAUGCAUUCCUUCCACACAAGGCCACUGUCACUGAACCCCUGCACCGUUUGUUGGACAAAGAAGGUCCCCUGGCUGUGGGGAAACCUACAACAAACUGCGUUCGACAAUGUGAAGAAGCUACUGGCAUCCAACCAGAUGCUGACACACUUCGACGAGAAGAAGCCGGUAAUCCUUGCCUGCGAUGCAUCCCCGUACGGAAUAGGAGCGGUGUUGAGUCACAGAAUGCCAGAUGA